Messenger RNA from Bursaphelenchus okinawaensis, 3263 nucleotides. Lineage: Eukaryota; Metazoa; Nematoda; Chromadorea; Rhabditida; Aphelenchoididae. The record is from the annotation of a GenBank genome assembly.
AUGACUGCCAGAGGGCGCACCGGAGAUGCCGGUGCUAUAUCAGAAGCCGAAUUCGAAGAUUCUUUUUCAAAGAUUCCACAGAGCAUGGUAGGGUUUUUUUUGUAAAAUAAGUAUUUUCUUCUUACUUUUUUAGAUUUUUUAUUAUUUUUAAAAUUUUUUAGCCGGUUCAUCGUGAUUUAGAGCAAAGAUUCCAAGCAAUAGCCAAAGCUCUUCAAAAUGAAGCUGACAAUUGGAGUGUUACCUGCAAUGCUGUGAGUAUCAAGUUUUAUACUAUAAUACUAAUAACAAGAUUAAUUUUUUUAAUUAAGCAUUUUUUGCAAAAAAAUAAAAUUUUAGGUAAUAAAAAUGUAAAAUACGACUAUGCUAACAAUAUAAAUUUAAAAAAUGAUAAUAUAACUUAAAUCAUAUAAAUUCUAGCUAAUCGAACUCAGAUCGAUAGUAAAGUACGGUGGCUUGGAUGGAAAAACCAUUGCCCAGAAGCUGAACAAUAUACAAGAUGAACUUCGACAGUCGGUGAGAUCCCUACGAUCACAAGUGGCUCGAGAUGCGUGUAUUACUGUGGCGUAUGUUGCUCAACAUAUUGGAAUGGACUUUAAGAACCAAGCUGAAAGCUUAGUACCAGAUUUGCUGAAAAUGAGUGGACAGUCGACUAAAAUCAUGGCUACAAGUGGAGUUACCGCCUUGAGGUAUAUUUGUAAGGUGAGUUUUUCAUACUUUUGAUGUAGUUUGUUACCUAAUUAUAGGUUUUGCUUAGGUUUAGUGUUUUAAAAAGUCUCGGCCAAGACUAAAAUUUUAAUUUUGCAGCCGCGACAUACUUAAAAUUCGAAGUGUCAAAAUUGCCUAUAAUUAUUGAUUCUUGUAUUUUUCUUUAUAUUUUUUGCUUUCAGAACAUUAAAAACCAUGCCAUGCUACAAAUGCUGUUCGAAGAGCUUAAAAACAACAAAAGCAAGUUGAUAAGGUCUACAAUAUGCCUAUUAUUGUUGAAUGUGGUUGAGGAGUGGCCAGAAGAGUUGUUACAAAAGAACGCUCAAUUGUUGUACCAAGCUUUGGAAAAGGGUUCUACUGAUGCUGAUGCUACUGCCAGAAAGUACUCAAGAGACGGACUUCAGAAGGCCGAAGCUAAAGUCACUGGAGUAAGGUUUUCUAUUGAUUUUUUUGGUUUUUUAGGUAACAAGAUGCAGUUUAUUUGGCUUAUAUUGGACUUUUUUUGGAUGUUUUGGUUAUAUUGUAGUAGAUCUGAAGAUCGCAUCUCACAUUACUGGAUAACAACUUAACAUCUUACGGUUUUUUACUCUAAAAUAUAUUGCUUUAGUUCUCAGCGAUGUGUACCUCACGUGCUAUACCUGCAUCAAGAGGAAGGACAGCUCAAUCAAGUUACAUUCCUAUGCGUGCCACAUCAGAUAUGACGUCACAUCAAAUUAGGAAGCCGUUUUCAGCGGCUUCUAACAGAGUACCAAUAAGUCAACGGAAACCAAGUAAUCCUUCUUUGGCAUCAGCUACUAACUGUCCUCCUAAAAGUCAACGUAAGGCAGUUUUUAUUGAAAAUUUUGAACAAAAUAAAAAUGAAUUUUAAAAUUUUAGAAUAUUUAUAAAAAUGCCAUUUUAAGCACUACAUAAUCAUUUUUAGCCGGAAGCAGAAACGCCUCACCGAAGCGUCGACAAUUCCCAACUCCGAUCCAGCCGUCGACGAGCAGUUCAGCUAUUCGAUCUCGAGUUCUAAAUGAACGACGAAUGGAUAACAAUCCGGCCGCUGUACCACCAAAGCCAACUAAUGGUGAUCUGAAGGGACGACAGACGACGAGACAAAUCUCUGAACCCAAGAUUCCUCAAGUUAGACAGAUGAGGUCGCCUUCACCACCGAAGAAUGGUCACGAUGUGAGUUUUAUAAAUGUUUAACAGCUUCAAAUAUUAUAAAAAAUAUAAAUUUAAGUUGAAAAAUUUUGUAUAUUAACCUAGGUUUAUAUAGCAAUCGUUUUUAAUGCCUUAAAGCUAACAACCAUAUUAUAACGCUUAAGGAUAGUUUUAUAUUGGCUUUUAUACGCUUGUUAAGAUAAAUUAAUGUUUUCCUCAUAAGGUUUUGAUAUUUUACUUUACAGGUUGGUCGUCGUACUCCAUCAAAUCUUCGGCAACCUUCAGCACCAAUAACUCCGAAAAUGAAUACUCCAGUUUACCGACCCCAACCUCGAGUAAUUAGUCAUACGACAGAACAAAACGGAUCACAAGAUGUGCAAACGCUGCUGGCUAACACUGAAAUGAGACAUGAUGGAAGGUAAAACAUUAAAUUGUUUUAGGUUAUACUAAUGUGUAGGUUGAUAUGUAUGGUGCACUAUAUUGUUUUUACUAUACUUUUUAAUAUUCUAUAGCAGCUAGUUUAAUUAAAUUGAAGGUUUGAAGUUUUAAAUACAACUUCGAAUUGAAAUUUUAUAUUUUAGCCCAUCGUCGACCCGUACAGUCCGUGAAUCCCUAGACCAGCUAACCCGUAUGGUCAACGAUCAUAAGAUUCCUCAGCUCGACUACUACUUGCCUCAACUAUUCACCAGAUCACUAGAAAUAGCCAAGGAUACAGAUGCAGAAGGUAUUGUCAGAUGUGCAGCUGUAAGGUUGCUCAAAGCUUUGGUCAAGAACGCCAAAGGAAUCACGCCAAAAGUGAACACAUUGAUCACCGAGAUUGUUAGUUUGGAGGAAAACGAGCUGCCAUUACAUAAAGAGAUUGAGGAUUUGUUUGUAGAGAUUAGCAAUUCAUGUCCUGUCAAUGCUGUGUUACCUAUUCUAUUGAAUUUGGUCAGAGCUACGAAGACGAGUGAUCCGACAAACAAAGUUAGAGCUACUCUACAGUUGCUACCGUAUGUUCUACACAAGACGGAUACGAUUAUGGUGGAAGGGCUGGUGGAUGAUAUUGUGCCGGUUUUGAGACAGGUAGGGUUAGGUUUUGGUUGGUUUGUAUCGGCAUUAGUUUGUUUUGCUUUUUGUUAAUUUUGGUUGUCUAUAACGAGACUAAAAAGGUUUUUUUUAAUUGAUUUCAAAAUUUAAAAUUAAAAAAAUGUUUCUAAAAUACGCGUGAAGUAUGAUGGUCAUAUGAUAAGCCUUACUUUCAGAUCUACGAGAACUCGACAGUAACAGGAGUACGUCGCGACGCCGUUAUCUGCAUGAUCGUGUUCAAGAACAAGGUCGGCAUCGAACGAAUACAACAAAGACUGAACGCAAACCUCGUAAAACUGGUAGAAGCCUAUGCUACGCGACGUCAUCUGGCUAUUUUCAAUUAA